AUGGACUCGGUUAUCGAAGUACAAAGGCAGACCCACGAGGAGAUAGAACGCUACGAAAGAGCUUUGUACCAGUUGCUGUCCAAGCCAAACCCAAACCACCAACAACGGCUGCAGACGGAACACAAAGCAUCUCAAAUCCUAGACCGUAUUGGCUCUCGCGUAACUGCUCUGGAUGGUCUCUAUCAGGACCAAGAUACUAGGAAUGCCGAGAUAGAAUCAUUGUCUGCUUCCUCAAAGCACGACGACCUAUCUGAGUUCUAUUCGCGGUUGGUGAAAAUCCAGGAGCACUAUGCCAAGUACCCUGACUCCGUAGCAGGGGGAUUUGAGUUGGAACUCGCGGCGUUUCUGGAGGAAGGACAGGAGGUCGAGGGAGAGGACGAAGACGAGGAGCAGGAAGACCCAAUCGCCCUGUUGUUCUCGGGUGAGGAAGCUUAUGGGAAAUACCUUGACCUGUACGCCAAUCAUAAUACUUACAACAACAUCAAGAAUGUUGGCAAACGACUUGGCUAUCUUCAGUACCUCGACAUUCUCAUUGCCGCCCAGAAUGGUCCUAUUCAUUCAGACUUGCCCAAAGAAGUUCGACUAUCAAGAGAUUAUGAGCUGACGCAACCUCUUGUGGACGUCGAUACAGCGCAAAAGGAAGCUGCAGAGGACUUCAAUAAGAAAUGGGAGGCGGGAGAGCUGUCGGAUUGGGAAGAAGCUCGUUCCAAAACCCAGCCAGAUGCCAAUGGCUCGGAAGGUGGUCAGAAACAUUACGCGAAGCAGACUGUCUAUGACGCUCAUCUGACCUCAAAGCGACACAUCAAGGCUACGGCCAAGCAAGCAACCGCUGAAGCGCCUCCACAAAAUCCCAAUGGUACGCGCUCCGGGUCUAUGCCGCCUCCCUCUUUGGUUCCCCAGAAGUCAAAUGCUGCAAAGCAUCGAUCUGCCGCGCUUUACACCUAUCUCUCGACUGCACUGUUGCGCUCGCUAAUUCCCACACUCAACGACACGAAGUCCAAUGUCGAGCGCAGAUUCUCUCUCACCGCUCGAGAACGUGAGCAAGAACUCGUCGAGCAAUCUAAGAAACCGGCUCCGCCACCCGCUGCCAAAGGCGAAGGGGAGGAGGAGGAAGAGGAAGAGCGGAUAUACAACCCCUUGAAACUACCCUUAGGAUGGGAUGGCAAACCUAUUCCCUAUUGGCUGUACAAACUUCACGGUUUGGGGGUUGAAUAUCGGUGUGAGAUCUGCUCGGAUCAUGUGUACAUGGGAAGGAAGAAUUUUGAGCGACACUUCCAGGAAUCAAGGCACGCUUUCGGAAUGCGAGCUCUUGGACUCCCGAAUACAAAGCACUUCCAUGAGAUUACUAGGAUUGAAGAUGCCCUGGCCUUGGCUGAACGAUUAAAGCGAGAAGGCCGUCAUGAAAUAUUCGAGCAAGAGACGAUGGAAGAACUCGAGGAUGAUGAAGGCAAUGUGUACAACCGCAAGACAUACGAAGAUCUGAAGAAGCAAGGCCUUAUCUAG
Messenger RNA from Gloeophyllum trabeum ATCC 11539, 1503 nucleotides. RefSeq lists its product as uncharacterized. Gene Ontology annotation, biological process: mRNA splicing, via spliceosome. The record is from RefSeq and is a predicted model, not a curated record. Gene Ontology annotation, cellular component: spliceosomal complex. The coding region runs from base 1 to 1503 and encodes 500 amino acids. The transcript has 7 exons. Gene Ontology annotation, molecular function: RNA binding. Lineage: Eukaryota; Fungi; Basidiomycota; Agaricomycetes; Gloeophyllales; Gloeophyllaceae.